AAUUCCGCCAGAACGUGAUACUGAGUUCCAAACCAUCUUGCAGUAGUGAUGGGAUGCGCGGAUUUGUGGCCCUGAAAAAGAAGAAGAAGCACCGAAACGGCGAGAGAGGCAACACGAGCGAGCCCUCUCAUCUCAUAAGAAGACGCAUGGAGACAGAGGCGACAUUCCGAAAAGCACCGCGCGAUAAAGACUAGAGCGGUGUCGUGCACUGUGACGGAUCAUGCAUGGCUUGCACGGUAAAGCAUUGGUCCACGUCUCCCUCGAUCCAUUCAUCGCCUCCACCCGCAUUCGAACACAUCUCGACGACCGCCUUCUCACAACAGCAUGCUCUGCAUUGUUUGCAGGUCCAGCCGCUGAAGCAGCCGCGGUUCUCAGUUUCCAGAAGCUCCACGUAUCGGUCGUCUCUAUUUUCGGUGCCCACUGUACGCGGUCAGAGAAGUGGGGGCUUCAUCCGGGGUUUUGAGGUAGGUUCGAGUGGUGUUCGUAGUAGAAGGGUGUCACUGACCAUGGCUGCAUUGCCUGGAUUGUUUCCGCAUGCUGACAGCAUUGUUGUAAAAACGAUGGAGUUUUUGCUUGCUUUCUCCGGGCCGCUUCAAAUGUAUAACGAAGCGACGGGAAAGAAUAUGGGUUACGCCAAGUUUGCCAGUGCGUUGGGUAAAGACAAUAAGGCCAUGGUACCAAGUAGGGUGGGAAUGCUUUCCAUCUACAUAGUUGCAGCCGGGCUUGCCUCCGUGUUCUUGGCGUAUGCAGUUGGCUUCCUGCCUCUCUCGUCACUAUUAGAGUCGAUCGGUGCUUCCGGUGCUGCAUCUUUCUUGGACCAAGCUGUAGCUGCUUCCGACGAUCGUCUUCUGCUUGUAGCCGCCGCUUUGUCUGUUCAUUUCGUCAAGCGUUCCGUUGAGGUUCUGUUCUUGCACAGGUUCUCCGGGUCCAUGAGUGUCGGAGAUGCGGUCACAAUCAGCACAAGCUAUAGCCUCCAAGUCGUCCUCCUUCUCUAUUCCCAACUUCUAUCCGCCGACAUCGAAGCACCAUCCCCCGACACCAAAUACCUGGGUGUAGCAGUGUUUCUGAUCGGAUUAACUGGCAACUUCUACCAUCACUGGAUACUCGCCAACCUUCGCAAGGAUGGUCAGAAGAAGUACGUGGUACCCCACGGCGGCCUCUUCGGUCUCUUCGUUUGCCCUCACUACGUCUUUGAGGUGAUAGACUUCGUAGGCAUGGCACUCAUUAGCCAAACAGUCUAUGGCUGGUGCAUGGUUUCCUUCGCGACCUUGUACUUGACUGGCCGCGGCAUCGCCACAAAAAAUUGGUACAAGAAGAAUGUGGACGGGUUCCCGCAACAGCGCAGCGUCAUCCUCCCCGGAAUCUUCUGAUUUAUGAAUCUUGCUUCGUAGCACCCGAAUUCAAUCGCAGCAAACGGGUUUUCUUAAAAGCUCAUCCACCAGUACCCACAAAUUCACCGCUGCAGGGUUAGGCAGUUCUCAAAAUGUACACUAGAAUUAAUAGAAUGAUGCAGAUGCUGGUGUCACACAGUCAAUUCGGUGCGUGUCGUCGGAGAUUGACGAUUGUCGAUGGGCUUACAUAUCCGACGACUGAUCCAUCGGAGACAACUAAGCCCCGUCUUGUGCUCCUGUUCUCGAGAAGCUUGUGGAGGUGGAUUACAGAACUGAUGCCACGUCGGAUCCCCUCCACUUGGCAUCACUUCUGGUUUAUUUUCUCGAGAAUUUUGCUUCCCGAUCUUGUAACCGAAUAUUUCAUCUGAAAUUGAUGCAUAAUUAAUAAUAAAUACUUAGUUAUUUGUUAAGAUAGGUGUACAGUCAGUUAGUUGAUUGGUAGAAAGGAAAGCAUAUUAGGACUUUUAAAAUCCAUCUUAAGAUGCCCGUUUUGGGACGUUUAACUUGUAAAACUUGUUAGAUUUUAUAUUAUAUGAUAAAAAGUUACAAAAUUAAACUUUUCGAUA
Physcomitrium patens is the source of this 1957-nucleotide messenger RNA. RefSeq lists its product as uncharacterized. The record is from RefSeq and is a predicted model, not a curated record. NCBI's taxonomy places the organism in Eukaryota, Viridiplantae, Streptophyta, Bryopsida, Funariales, Funariaceae. Gene Ontology annotation, molecular function: oxidoreductase activity, acting on the CH-CH group of donors. Gene Ontology annotation, biological process: lipid metabolic process.